UGCCAACGCGCCCGGACAGCCCAGACGUCGCAGACCACUUUUCAAUCCUUUUCGUUUCAAUUGCUUGUUCAUCCCAAGAUGUCUGACAACGUAGAUGAGCCACGCCCUGCAGAACAGAGCAACGUCAACAAGACACAGCAGCCAGCCAACGACAUCGACUGGUCCCAAUUAUACGACAUGUUCAUGAAAAUUGAAAAACGUUUGCCAAAUUUCGAUCACAUGUUGAUUGCUAUGAAUGAUUACGCGUUCCAAAGAACUUCGAGACAAAGACAAACAAAUGAUUUGAGUGAAUUUUGUGGAGUGCUUAAAAAAGGUUUUUUUGAUUGGUAUACAAGUAGUAUCAAUAAUGAAAUUAAUAGAGUACCCAAUUUUAUCGAUUUGACAAAUAAAGUUUUUGAUGAUGAGAUAUUGAUGAAAUUUGACAAGAAACUAGUUAGUAGCACAAGUCAUAAUGCAGAUACAGACAAGUGUAUAAAGACAAGUGCUAGUACAGAUGCUAGUGAAAGUAUAAACACAAUUACUAAUGCAAAUGUUGGAGAAAGUACAAACACAAGUACUAGUGCAGAUACUAGUAAGAGUACAAGCAAAAAUGCUAAUACAUGUUCUCAUAAAAGUGUUAAUAAAUGUAGUCAUAAAAAUGAUAGCACAAGUUCUCAUACAAGUGCUAGUAAAUUUACUAAUAAAAGAGCUAGAAUGAGUCUCAAUACUUAUUCAGAGAUGAUGGCUGCAAAGACUAAAUAUUAUUACAAACAUUUAGAAAUUACAAAGUCAUUCGAAAAUGCAGAAGGAUUAGAACCUAUACCUCUGCCAUCUUGGUUGUCAACUGAGCAGUCACCUGAGGAGUCGAUUGAACAGUCAACUGAGACAGAUGUUGUUACCAAUCAAAAAUUCAAAAUAAUAAUGCCAAAGAUUCCUGAAGAAGUUAUUAGCAUAAGGAGGAGACUACCUAUCGAUUGUAAUAUCCAUCUUGGAAUGGAAUAUGAACGUUAUUGGUGGAGACAAACAAAUGAUAAAAUUGUUUUAAAUGUGGAUAUAUCUGAUUUAGUGCAGUUAGUUCCAAAUAUUAAAGUAGUGGUAUCAAUUAUUGGUUUCAAGAUUAAAAUAAAACAAUUAAAUAAAUGGAUUGUUCUAAUAUCAAAUAAGUUUAUAAAACCUAUUACCAAAUCCAAGUGGGUAGUCAAUAAACACAUGCAUAUCAAAUUAACUUUGGACAAAAAGGAAAGAGAAUUUUGGAGUAAAUGUCUGGUUACUGAAAUAAAAGAACAUGAUACAAGACUUUUUAAAAAUCAUACAUGUAGUAGUGUGUGCACUGCACCUAUCAUAAAAGGUGAAAAAAUUCCAUUUAGUACAUCACAAAAAGAAUGUUUGAAAACUUUAAGAGAAUUUCUUAAAAAAGACUAUGGUUUGGAAGAUCUUGAUGAAUCUGCAGAAGGCAUUGCUAAUUCUACAGAAACCAACUCACCUGCAAAGGAAGAAAAACCGCAAGAUUCAGCUAUAACUUUGAAGUCGUCUGUAGAUCCAAGUACAGUUGAGUCUCUGAACUCUGACUCUGAAAAUCUUCAGAAUACAAAACAAACUUCUAUGGACCCAUUUCGUAAUUGAUUUGUUUUUAAAAAAUGUUUAUUCUUAAUUCAUUAAAAGCUAAUUAUCCAAAACUAUAAUCACAGAAUAUAACAAUAUAAUAUAGGUAAAAAUAUAUGUGUUUAAAGCAUCAUUAUAAAAUCUAAAGAAUAAUCAGGUAGUUUUUAUUUUAAGAUAAAAUGCUAUUGCAUUAUUAAUUAUUAUUAAAAAUAAUUACUAUUAAAUAUUAAUGAUAAGUUAUAAAAAAAUGGUGUGUCCCCCAUUUAAAAUUCCUGGGCACGCCACUGUAUAGGUAGUACAUUUUUAAAUAUUUUAAAUACAAUUAAGGACUUUUUAAGCGGCUAUCAUAGACUAUUAAAAUAAUUUUUAAAUUUUCUCAACAUUUCGGGGGAUAUUCAUAAAAUAUUAUUUUAACUCUUCAAUUUAUGAAGGUUUAAUAAAAUU
Molecule: messenger RNA, 2025 nt
Organism: Acyrthosiphon pisum (pea aphid)
Lineage: Eukaryota; Metazoa; Arthropoda; Insecta; Hemiptera; Aphididae
Exons: 8
Coding region: 79-1602 (507 amino acids)
Source: RefSeq, a predicted model, not a curated record